CGCACUAAGCCAAAGAAAGGCUUUCAGUGCAAAGUUCUAAAAAGCAACUGCGCACACUAAAGAAAAACAACAAAAAAAAUCUAUAAGCGAUAUUUACAUACAUCGUAUACUAUAUGCAUAAGAAAAAUAAUCGUUCAAGUGUUUCAAAUAAAUAGCAACAAUUGUGCCAAGUGUCGUGUGUGCUUGUGUGUGCGUGUGUGUGUGUGUGUGUGUGUGUCUGUUUGUGUGCGUGAUUAAAUAGUUAACACAUGAACAGAUAACUGGCAUUACACAUAUAAAUAUAUAUAAAUAUAUUACUGUACUUAAUGUAUAUGUAUCAGAUAUAUGAUCUAUAACAAAUGCAAACAGCAUCGCCAAAGUUACGGAUAUAAUUUCACAACAUUUAAUUUUAAUUAUAAUUAUUUCUACAACAACAAAACUUCAACAUUCACCAAGCGUUUUGCGAAUUAGAAAAGGCAACACUAGCUUCAAAACAGUCUCCUAUAAAAACAGUGUUGAUAAAGAGUGCAAUUUGAAAAUGCGCACAGCUUUGAGCAGUUGCCCAAAGUUUCUAUUGCUCUGCAGCAAAUACAAUCACGCCAAUCACAAGGACGUGGCCACUUAAAGUGACAAUAACAACAGCAAUAACAACAACAACAACAACACUAACUGAAAACCCAACUGAAAAGGAAGCAGUAAUUGAACCAGUGUUAAAAACCAGUGCAUAAUGGCGUCCGAUUCAAACGCGUGCGCCGGUUUCUUUGCCCAGGAGCAAGCGAAUGCGACGCUCUCGCAAUAUUUUCAGCAGCUAAACUCGCAUGUUGCAGCGGCUGUUGCCAGCAGCAACAAUAAGGGCUCAAGCGUCAGCAGCAACAGCAGCAGCAGCAACAACAACAACAACAACAACAACAACACUAACAAUGGCAACAGCAUCAGCAGCGGCAACAGCGACAGCGGCAACGAUGGCAGCAUGACAGGCUCAACAGCAACAUUGGAUAACCAUCGCAGCAGCGUUAGCAGCAAUGAUUCCGGCAAGAGCAGCAGCGCCGGCGGAAGCGGUGGCGGCGGGGGAGGCGGAGGCGGUGGCGGUGGCUCCUCGUCGGCAGCAGCGGCAAAUGCUUGGAACUUGCAGCAACAGCAACAGCAGCAACAACAGCAGCUGCAACAGCAGCAUCAUGCACAGCAGCAGCAGCAGCUGCAGCAGCAUCAUGCACAGCAGCAACAGCAUCAUGCACAGCAGCAACAUCAUCAGCAUGCACAUCAGCAGCAACAGCAGCAGCAGCAUCCGCAUCAGCAUCAUCCACAUGCACACAAUCCGCAUCUGCAUCCGCAUCAUCCGCACCAGCAACAACAACAGCAGCAGCAGCAACACCAACACCUGCACCAGCAGCAGCAACAGCAACAUCAUGCCGCUCAGCUGGCCCACACGCUCUCCUCGGCAGCAGCUGUGGCCGCGGCUGCCUCCAACACCAACACCCACUCGAUCUUUGGCACCGGCAACUUCCACUACAAGACGAACAACUCGUGGACGCUGCCAACGCUCAACUAUCAGCGCAUCUAUCAGGAGAAUACGCACUAUCAUCAGCGCAAUAGUUUUAUGGACAGCCAGGGGCCGAUUGUCGGUGCUGUUAAUGAGGCCGCUGCAGCAGCAGCAGCAACUGCUGCUGCGGCUGCUGCUGCCGCCAGUGCCGCCGCAGCAGCAGCGACUGUCAACGGCAACAAUAAUGCGGCAGCAAAUGGCAAUAACAAUGCUGGCGCAAAUCCCAGUGAAAACAACAGCAACAGCAACAACAACAACAGUAACAACAACAGUAACAACAACAACAACAACAACAACAACAGCAACAACAACAGCACCAACAACAACAGCAACAAUAACAACAACGGCAGCAGCAACGUCUCCUCAGUGCAACAUGUGGCAACUGCAGUGGCCGCAGCAGUCAUCGCCAACGAGCAUCAGAAUCAUUUGAACAGCUUAAAGGCGCGCUUUCAGCCAACCAGCUCAGGCAGGAAAUCUCCAUUUUUGGGUUUCAUUUGCAAGGCAAACGGCAAAUCCACAUCGAAUAGCAAAGAAAUCAUCUGCCCGGAUGAUAAAUACAAAGAGGAGGGCGACAUUUGGAAUGUUGAGGCCCAAACGGCAUUUCUCGGCCCAAAUUUGUGGGACAAAACCUUGCCCUACGAUGCUGACCUCAAGGUAACACAAUAUGCGGACCUGGACGAGUUCUUGUCGGAGAACAACAUACCCGACAGCCUGCCCGGCACCCAUUUGGGGCACGCCGGCGGCCUCGGCCAUCGAUCCGAUUCACUGAGCCAUGCGGCGGGUCUCUCGCUGGGCCUGGGGCACAUAACCACAAAACGGGAGCGAUCGCCAUCGCCAUCGGAUUGCAUAAGUCCCGAUACGCUAAAUCCGCCAUCGCCGGCCGAAUCAACAUUUUCAUUCGCAUCGUCGGGGCGUGACUUUGAUCCGCGCACCAGAGCAUUCUCCGAUGAAGAGCUCAAACCGCAGCCGAUGAUUAAAAAGUCACGCAAACAAUUUGUUCCAGAUGAGCUCAAGGACGACAAGUACUGGGCCCGCAGACGAAAGAACAAUAUUGCCGCCAAGAGGUCGAGGGAUGCGCGCCGCCAAAAGGAGAAUCAGAUUGCGAUGCGUGCCCGCUACUUGGAGAAGGAAAAUGCCACGUUACAUCAGGAGGUCGAGCAGCUGAAACAGGAGAACAUGGACUUGCGUGCACGUCUAUCGAAAUUCCAGGAUGUGUAAUAUAAAAAUGUGACUUGAGCGAUACGAGUAACCACAUCAACCAUUACAUUUUAAUGAUAAUGAUAAUAAUUCAGUUAUCGAUAAUUGAUAAAUGAUAAAUACUAAUAAUUUUUAGUAAACAGACAUGAAGGAAAAUACACUACAAAAACUACACAUAUAUGCAAUAUAUAUACAUACAUAUAUAUAUUUAUAUAUAUAUGUAAUUAAACAAGUUAUAUAUGUAUGAUAAGCAGACACACACACACACAUCUACAAACACUCACACACACACAAACACAUUUGUAAGCUGCGGCCUGCACCGCAUAUUUAUUUUAAACUUAACGUAAAGCUAAACGCAAAUUAACUAAAUGAAAGAAGUAAACAAAAAAAAAACAACAACUUAACUUUAUAGUGUAGCUUAAAAAACAACAAAAAGCAAAAGAAAACCAAUUUCAGAACGCCGACUACAAAAGUCUCUCACAACACUUAUCGAUAGCUCGAGUUAUCGAUAGCGUUUGCCGUGGUUUUAUCUAUCGCAGUGGCAACCCUGUGCGUACUGUUAGCUGCUCCUCAAUCGCUUAACAAACCGACGUUAGCCAAGUUAGGAUGUUAACUGAAAACAUAAAACCCAAUUACCCUAUUACGUAGAAUUGUUAAUUUUUACCUAGCCUCUUUUGUUAUUAGUUUUUACGCAAGAACCUAAAACAUAAAAAAAAAAAAAUACAAAAAAAAAAAAACAAAGUUAAACACAGAUUUAUAUAGAUAUAUAUAUACAUAUAUUUUCAGCGCACCAAUUUCUAAGUUUUUAGCUAGUUUUUGUUAAGUUUUCUUAGGUAAUUUCUUGGCCUCUUUCUCUGAAAACCUUUUAAGCAACUAAACAAAAAAUCGUGCAUACAUAUGUAAAUAAUUUCGUUGCCUACUCCUCAAAUUUGACUCAAGAAAUAAAAAACUAAAAAAAAAAAAGGUUAUUUGUAAACAAAAAUCAAUGUUUUUCUAUGAUAAACAAGAGGAAGAUGAACUUACGAUAAAAA
Molecule: messenger RNA, 3747 nt
Organism: Drosophila virilis
Lineage: Eukaryota; Metazoa; Arthropoda; Insecta; Diptera; Drosophilidae
Source: RefSeq, a predicted model, not a curated record